Messenger RNA from Podospora pseudopauciseta, 1908 nucleotides. RefSeq lists its product as uncharacterized. The coding region runs from base 1 to 1908 and encodes 635 amino acids. The record is from RefSeq and is a predicted model, not a curated record. The transcript has 3 exons. Lineage: Eukaryota; Fungi; Ascomycota; Sordariomycetes; Sordariales; Podosporaceae.
AUGGAGGGCUCCUUCGACCUCGGAGAUCUGAUGGACCUCGACCGCUCCUUCAAGCCGCCUGUCAAAGAGGAGAAGGAGAAGAUCCUCCCGCUUAGGAACUUAGCUGGUCACAUGUUCGUCCCCGUCAGUUUCGACCUCACCACAGCGACACCCCUGCAGGGCCGGAUGCAGCGCCUGGAGCACAUUCUCAAAAGUAUCGAGUUUCACCGCCAGGGGUCGAGAGAGAAUCUGUACUACAUGUUUGAUCGCGAGAAACAGCGGCUUAUCAACGAGGCUGAAGAGGCCGAGAAUAAGCUCGGUCAGGACUACCGCCCUGCUCUCACGCCGCAGGAGGAGGAUUCCUUCUUGGCGAGUGUCAGCGCCCCGGCUGAUCCGAAUAAGGAUUACAAUGUCAAGUCGGAAGCUGUGCUGCCGUUGAAGCAGGCUAUCAGGCCGGAGCCGGCGGACAAGCCGUUGCCGGUGAGGGAGAAGACGGUGAGGGACUUGAUGUUUUUGAUUGAGAGCUCGAUCAGUGAGCUGGACAGCUUUGAGAAUGCGAUGAAGGGCAUCAGGGACAAGUAUGCGGUGUAUAAGGCGACGGGUUCAACUGUUAACGGCGUCCGGGUUUCCGGGGGUGCUGUUGGGAGCGAUAAGAGACACCGUGGAUCGGGAGAUCACUCAUUGGAUGUGUCUGGGACACCUUUGGCUUCGGGGGAGGAGAAAGAUUUGGACUUGGCAAAGACAUUUUCAGAACUGGCGAAGCAGGAGUCUUCGGCCACGAGACAGCAGGGCUUGAUCACACCGAGACAGGUGUUGCUGCGAUCAAAACAUGUACCAUCAUCAUCACCAUUGUCAAAGAUCACUUCGUUGACAGAGGAUGAAACCUCGCUUUCGUCAAGCACAGCUACACCCUCGCCAGCACAGGCUUCAUUGAUGCCGGAACAAAUCUCGCAUCUGUCAAAGAAAGCCUCACCGUCGGCGGCACAGACUUCGUUGACGCAAAAGCAAAUCUCGAUUCGGUCGACGAAGACCCUACCCUUGACAACACCAGGUCCAUUGAUGACAAAAGUGGCCUCCAUGCCGUCUAAAAAGGGUACAUCUUCUACAACACAAUCCCCCUUGCUGACAAAGACGCCUUCAUCACCGUUUGAAACGGCGACAGCCUCACCCCGCUCAACAACGCCAGCUCCUCAGAGAACCAUCCAGAACCACACCAACAUCACUCCCCAAUCUGGCAACAGCGGUCUUCCCCGAAAACAAACCUACAUGUUGCCUACCGAAUCCUCGACCAAAAAGAAGAGAUCGAUAAAGUCGUCCAGUCUCAAGCCUGUCGCCAUCUCUCCCACUCCAGCUGUCCCUAGCCCUUCCAGCUUGUCUACACCGACGAUGGUAACCACCCGACCCAACCUGCCUAUCUCUAGCUGUUCGACGGGACUGGACAAACUCGGAUCCCUCUCCAUCAGCAACGACCUCCCCCAGAAGCGGUUGGCUGAUGUUUUAUCUCCGCAGCACAGUGGUGAUGAUGAAGCGGUUGGAAAGCGGUCGCCGGUGAAGAAGAGCAGACCGAGUAUAGAGACAGCUAGUGGUGCUGAGACAGAAACACCACCACCAGGCACUGGCAGUUCAAGCAAGAAGAGGGUUGUCAAGAAGAGGGUUGUCAAGAAGAAGGGGAUGCCUCCAAACUCGAACUGUUUGGCGACGAUCUUUGCUAAUGCGAGUAAUGUUGUUGGGGAGGAGAGGGAAGGGGAGAAGAAGAAGGGGUAUGAGACUUUGAGUCCGAGGGCGAGGAGGGCGGCGCAGGAGCGGCAAUGGAGGGAGGUGAGGGAGGAGAGGGAGAGGGAGAGGGAGGAGGAGGAGGAGAGAAAGAGGGAGGUGGAAGGGAAACGAGGGUUUGGGAGGGAGGGGGGGAGGUUGUGUGGAGAUAGAUGA